This is a messenger RNA of Dermacentor silvarum, 2567 nucleotides long. RefSeq lists its product as uncharacterized. Bases 116 to 1165 code for a protein of 349 amino acids. The transcript is spliced from 8 exons. Lineage: Eukaryota; Metazoa; Arthropoda; Arachnida; Ixodida; Ixodidae. The record is from RefSeq and is a predicted model, not a curated record.
CUCAGACUCCCGCGCUCGCAGAGUGCAGACCGGUGCCUGCGCGAGUGCACAGGGGCCGCAUCCUUCCGGAGCGGGAAGUGAGAACGCAACACGCGGAAGCGUCGGGCGAGUGGCAAUGUCCGGUUCGUGCUUGGCUUUCUGGACGCCGUCGUCGGCGACCACAAUGUGGCGCGGUUUCUUCCGUCUGCUCUGCCGGGCCUUGUUACUGGUGUUGCUCAGCGCAGCCUUGGCAGAUGCACUCGCCGUUACACCGCCUACGGACUACACAAGAAGCCUGAAUGACGUGGAUAUGGCGGAGGCUGCCGUGCCGAAAGAGGAGUGGCGAGGAUAUUCCUCGCUCUUCGCCCAGAGGACGUCCUCUCUUUUGAGCGAAGCCAGGCAGAUGCUCCGGAGAGCCAAGGACGCCCAGGAGCGCCGGUGGCUUCAGGCUUUCGUGCACAGGCUCACGCAACUGGCCAUAGACCUUGAGCGUAACACGUUCGAGCCAAGGACGCCCCCAGUGUUUUCGUCCGCAUUCGAGUCCUUGCAACAUCAGCAAGAACAAACAGUUCCCACGACGGGUCAGAUCAGCCCGCCUCCGUCCCCAAUAUUUGCACAUCGAACAAAGACGACGACGCCAGGGUCUACGCUAAAUGAGGAGCACGGCGUGGCCAAGUCCGAACUCGUCACCAUCCCUAACUUCGUUCUCGACGACAAUGACGAUGAUAUCCUGGCCUGGCAACUCCGCGGUCAGCGGCAUCGGCAAAAGUCUUCAGCUACAACAUCGCGAUCUACUCCCGUUGCUGUUCGCGCCACGACCGAGACAUACAGCCUAGAUUCUGGCAGACACGUCUCCCUGCGGCCGACAACACCAUUGGCUGGUCGAGAUGGACCCAUCGUCGUGAGCGAGGUAAAGCACCAGGCAGGCCUCGACUCAUCACCAAAGAAGGUCCACAAGACAUUCGAUCAGACGAACGCCGAUGCAUCCGUCAUCGGUGCCGACACGGCCGCUGCCAAAGACCGAGGCAAGACGUCUUCCGUGGGGCUGAGCUCCCUGAGACCGAGCGCUGCGUUUGUGACGUGGGCCGCCACCUCUGGAAAGUUGCCGUCAGCCGACGAAAGCAGCUCUACCGCGGAUGAUUUGGUCAGCCAGCUGGAAAGGGGAAAGUUUCCGCCCGACCGGUAGUCCGCCAGCUGGCCGCGCCGGAACGGGCCAGGGACUAAACGAAAAGUGCUGUCGCUGGGCUUAACCGUCGGGUCCAACCAGCGCGCGGAUUCGUGGAAGCGUCUGCGCUGGAUCGAUUCGACGUCUGACUGGCAUGCUGCUGCUGGUGUGGACUGAAAAGCACCAGAACGCUGUGUAAUUGGAAAUCACAGGUCUCGAAUGCAGCCGCUUUUCCAUCAUCUUUCUCCCUUGUACCCCCAAUUUCCUCUCGCGCACCCUUCUCUGACCUAUAGCGAAACCUUCGGUGCUAGCGCCUCCUGUAGACUGUCGGUCAUGGGCCGUGUGCGAAAUAGAUGACCAGGAUCCAUCGCCCGGCGUUCGUCGCCCUGUGUCGGUGCUCAUCCGAGAGGACAAGACUUCCAGGCAGAGACCCUAUCCGCAGGUGCUUUGAUGACUUCCUCACAGUGCUGCCCGUCAUGGCAGAGACGCUAUCGGAGAAGCUGCCAAGGCACCGGCUGCGAUAGUUGGUGUAGGUCGCAAAGACUAAAGUGUUGCGGCCGGUAGUUUUCAUCCUGAGUACCGACGUAAGCGUCAUUUGAUGCACCGACUUGCCUCAUCCUAGCGUGACAUCUGCUUCACCUAUCCUGAAGAGUGUGCUCCCGGAUUCCUGAAUGAUGUGCGUGCAGCAUUCGCAGUGUGUGUGUGUGUGUGUGUGUCCAUUGUUCGCUGCGGCGUGUGGAGCAAGCACCUGGUUGAGAAGUCGCCCUCGGCGCUGCAGUAACCUUCAAUUCCUGCUACCUAUUUGCCCUAUGCCGUUCUAAUACGACUCGGACUAUGUGCUGUUCAUCCUCGUCAUGAAUGACGUCAUGAAAGAGACAAAGCAACUGUUACACAGACUCAUAGUAGAUGCAACUAUGUAGGGCGGUGCGCGACAAAGUUUCGGACAAACACGUGACCGGUGACAGUGGUGGACUCGGUGCCAUAUGAUGAACUGAUCCCCAGAAUUGCAGUUGCUUGUACUUUGUCGUGCAUACAUGAGCACAGUAUAAGGUGUGAUCCUCGCUAUUGCUGAAAUUGAGGACUUUGCUGUGGUGUGGUUUGGGAGGCCACGCUCGAGGCAGCGCAGCAGCCGAAUCCUGCGCGAAGCGUAAACAGCUUGCGGGUCAUUUGACUCUCUCUUUGUGAAAACUUGUGUUGUACCAUUUGUCAUGUCAGGCGGAUUUCGAACCGCUCAUUUAAUGUAGCUACGCAGACAGUGUUCGUCAAUUAUGAUUUUGGUCAGGUCUCAUAUUCCGAGUAAGAUAGCCUUACCAACCUUUGCGAGCGUUGUAUGGAUUCCCGUUUAAGCCAUGACUCGCUUGUUGAAAAAGUUGGAGUAGCACGAGGUUUAAACAAGCGAUUCUUGAUGAAUAAAAACCUGAUA